CAUUUUCUGUAAAAAAAACCGCAGUUUAUCAACAAGAUAUUACUUUUUUAGUGAACAUUUUUAAAUUACAAUAGUAAUAAAAUAUAUUCUAAAAUAUCCAUAAUUAUUCAUUGUAAAAUUAAAUACUGUCAUAAUAUUAUCAUAUUGUUAUAAUAUUGAUAUAAUUAAAAAUUCUCAUAUUUAAAAUAGGUAAUAUUUACAAUGUGUGAUCAUAAACAUCAAUCGUAACUAAUAAUGUACUAUGGUAAAACAAGUGGUACCAAACUAUAAUUUGUGCUUGAAACAUAAUGAAUGAAAUGGAAGAACGAAAAUGGUUAAAAAAAAAAGACAAAGCAUUAUUGGAUGAUAAUUUUGAAAAUCUUUAUUAUGCUUGUAAAGAGUUAGCUGAUAUUUAUGUCAACCAGGGAGAUUAUCAACAAGCAUUAAGCCAGUAUGAACAGUGUGAAGAAGCUGCUAAUCGUUGUGGUGAUGAAAUACGUUUGGGUGUUGCAAAUCGAAUGAUUGGUGAAAUGUAUUGUUAUUUGAAUGAUUUUAAAAAUGCUAUUAAGCAUCAGAAACUUCAUCUUAAAAUUUCUAAUUCUAAAAAUGAUGUAGUCGAACAGCAAAGGGCAUUAGCCACAUUAGGUCGUACUUAUUUUUUACUCUCUGAAACAUUGGACUUUAAUUUGGAUAACAAAUCAGAAGUACUUAAUACAUCUGUUAAAUAUUACCUUAAAAGUCUAGAAGUAUGUAACAAACUAGGUAAAGAAGUUGGCACAAAGACUUUAUCUGAGAUGAAAGCAAGGCUGUAUCUUAACUUGAGUCUUUGUGAAGAGUCAUCUAAUGAAUUGAAUAAAUCAAUGGACUACAUAAAUAAAGCAAUGAAAUUAUGUUCUGAUGCAGAUUUGAACGAAGAACUAUGCAAGUGUUAUUCUAUAAAGAGUACUUUGUAUUCUAAGCAAGAAAAUUUUUCAAAAGCAAUUGCUUGUGUUGAUCAAGGUCUUCAAAUUGCAUCUAGACUUUCAAAUAAAAAGGAUAUCGGAACAGAACUUUUAUGCCUUAAAGCUGAACUUUUAAUAGACAUCAACGACUACCAGAGUGCCAAACGUGCAAUGAUAAAAGCAUACAAACUAAAAGUACCCAUAAAAAAUGAAUUUGAAGAAGUGAUAAAAAAAUUAAAAAUUAUUGUUCUUAUGUGUCAAGUUGAAGAUAGUUUACUAUUGGCAUCACAAAUGGAUUAUGAACAACGAAGACAAUUAAAUGAAAAACUGGGAGAUGCUUGUGUAGCACUGAAAAAAUAUUCUAAAGCAAUUACUUAUUAUGAGAAAAUGUUAGAAAAUUCUGAACGUUGUGGUAUGACUGACAAAAGUUUAAUACCUUGUUAUGUUUCAUUAGCGCAAACAUACAAAGAUAAUAAACAAUACUACCAAGCAUUAGAAUAUUUUUAUAAAGAAUUGAAUAUUUACAGUGAAAAUAGUAUUGAAGCUUGUAAAACUUUAUUGAAUAUUGCUGAUCUAAUGGAAUCUCAGUAUGAUCCAUUUGAUAAAAUUUGGUCAAUAUAUGAAAGAGCUAAAUGUAUUGCAAGAAAAAAUAAUGAUGGACACUUACAGUUAGCUGCAGUGAAAGGAAUGAAAUGUUUAGCUGAGGACAGGAAUCAACCAGAAUUAGUCAAUGACUUGAGAAGUGAACUCAACAGUUUGUCAAAGUAUGAAACUGAAUCAGUUGAAGACGAGUAUGAUAUUCCAGAUAUUUGGGAUGAUAUAUCACUAAAAGACUUUUCAGAUAUCGAUGAUGAAGAAGAUGAUAAAAAAAGAAAAAGGCAAAAACAAACUACAAUACCAGAAAAGAAAAAUGAAAAGGGAGAAACUCCUAUCAUUCCUGAUUGUGCGAAGGGUAAUGUUAAAUUAGUAUUAGGCUUAUUAAAACAAGGUCAUUCAGUAAAUGCAGGUGAUGCGUUGGGGUGGACUGCUUUACACGAAGCUAGUAAUUAUGGACAUGUUGAUAUUGUUAAUGUCCUCUUAGAUCAUGGUGCUGACAUUAAUAACCGUGGUGGACCUUGUUGUGAAGGUAUUACACCUUUGCAUGAUGCUGCAGCAUGUGGUCACCUAGAAGUUAUAGAUUGUCUUUUAGAUAGAGGUGCAAAUCCUUUGGUUAGGACAAAUAAAGGAGAGACACCACUUGAUUCGCUGAUAGCUUGUCGUAACAGAGUGAUUUUAGAGGAAAAAAAGGAGUUGGAUUCAGACAAACUGGCUCAUUUUUGGUCAAUUGUUGAACGUCUUAGCGAAUGUUUACGGAAAGCUGGUCACACUCCACCGGUACCUUUGACUGAUGUAGACGAAAUAUUAAAGAAUGGACAACUACCCACAGAUAACUACUUAGGAGUUAUACCUGAUAAUCAUAAGAGAUCAAGAAAAUCCUAUGCUGAUGUUGAAGAUUUUGACAGAUUAGAGAGAAAAGAAAAAAAUAUUGAAGUUGAAGAUGUGUUUAUAUCUGGUGCUGCAGAAGACUAUAAACAAACCAUUAGUCAGUUAAAAAAUCACAGCAAGAGACGGCGAGAAAGUGAAAAUAUACAGUAUGAAAUAUCACAGCCGCCAUUGGUUGAAAAUGCAGCCGAUGAAUGGUUAGAAGAAGAUAUAAUUAUUAAGCCAAAAAAAAGACAUUGUACUGAUAUAAUUAAGAACAAUUAUUCACCGAUUAAAGAAUUCAAUUUUGAAGAUAACAAUUGGCUUAUUGAUGAAAAAUUACCUGAUAUUUCUUCGGAUGUUGAGUCAAACAAAGAAGUACAAAGUUUCUUCCCAGCUUCUGAUGAAGAUUCUGAUGAUAUUGUUAUUUCAGAUCAACAAAAAAAUUUAGUUAAAAAUAAGUAUAAGCCUCUAAUGCUAUCCACAAGUAAAAAAAAACAUCAAAGUAAAUUAGAUCAUCAAGGAUUUAUAAAUAUAAAAAGUAUUUCACCGGAAAUUGAUGAAGCAGCUCCAAUAUUCCAACCUGUGAAGAGAGAUGAAAAUGUGAGAAAUAUUAAUCGUACAAUAAAAGUACGUGUCAAGGAUAGAUUAUUUCUUGUACCAAUACCUGUAAGUGAAGAAAACAUUAAUUUAAAAUGGCUGUCCACUGAAGUUUCAAGGCGUUAUCAAAAACUUGAAAGUGUGAAUCCUAUUUUAAAUUUAACUACAGAUGAUGGAGCUUUAUUGGAUGAAAAUGAUCCUAUUGAUUUAGUAUAUGGGUUACAAGAAGUUUUGGGUAAUAUCAUUGGAUGGAGUACAGAAACUCUGAUUGAAACUUAUAAAAAAUUGUGUGUGGAAUCAAAUACUACCUUUGAUGAAUCAAUAUCUCAGUUUUUAGAUGUUCUACAGGCAACUGGAACUUUGGACAUGUCAGAUUAUAUAAUGAUGCCUAAUAUUUUGAACAUAACGCUGAACGUGUCAUGUCAUUAUCAUAAUUUACAACUAUUAUGCUUGUCUGGUGUGGCUCUUGAAGACAAUGGAAUGAAAAUGUUAUCAGAAUACAUGUCUAAUCUACAGCAGUUAAUCAAAGUAGACGUAAGUUGCAACAAUGUUAGUUCUAUAGGUAUAGGUUAUUGGACAACAUCAAUAACUAAUAAUAAAUGUCUAAUGAAUCUAGAAUCUUUGAAUAUUAGUCAUAAUCCUAUUACUAACGCAGGUCUAGCACAUCUCCGUUUAAUUACUCAGCAUUCUACUAGUCUACGAUCUCUGUACCUUCGAGAUAUAGAUAUCAACCAUGAUUGUUAUGAUUAUGCAUCUGAGUUAUACUUAGAUAAUAUUGAAGACCUAGACUUGAGUUUUAACAUGUUAGGAAGAACUGGAGUUUCCGGAUUCUUCAUACGACUGGACCCAAUGCGUUUGAAAUAUUUAAAUGUACGUAAUACAGGUUCAUCAAUGGUGUUGAGAGAAUGCACACUGUUUUUAGAGCGUAGUCAAGCAGAUUGCCUUCAUUCAAUAGAUUUAUCUAGUCUUGAUCUUGAAGAUGAAGACGUAGAUUUAUUGUGUAAUUGUUUGGAAUCUGCUGGAAAUUUACAGAAUUUGUGGCUAGCUGACAAUCCAAAAGUCACGCAAAUGUGUAUAGACAGAAUCAAACAUUUAAGUGUCAAAUUUGUCUAUAUGGCUGGCUGUAAACCAGUUGAUAUAUCUCAAUUUGACACUAUUGAUUUAGAACAAAUGUCUAUAUCUGGAUAUGGUGAUUCAACUUUAUUUAAAAAUGCUCCUUACAAUGUAAAAGUAUCGCUGUGAUUAAACAUAACUUUUAUUAAUUAUUUAUAACUUAUUUUUGUUAAAAAUAUAUUAGAACUUAAGCUGUGUA
Myzus persicae (green peach aphid) is the source of this 4293-nucleotide messenger RNA. RefSeq names its product tonsoku-like protein. The transcript has 3 exons. Bases 288 to 4223 code for a protein of 1311 amino acids. Gene Ontology annotation, molecular function: protein binding. The record is from RefSeq and is a predicted model, not a curated record. NCBI's taxonomy places the organism in Eukaryota, Metazoa, Arthropoda, Insecta, Hemiptera, Aphididae.